Salarias fasciatus (jewelled blenny) is the source of this 11584-nucleotide messenger RNA. RefSeq names its product collagen alpha-3(VI) chain-like. NCBI's taxonomy places the organism in Eukaryota, Metazoa, Chordata, Actinopteri, Blenniiformes, Blenniidae. The coding region runs from base 95 to 11449 and encodes 3784 amino acids. The record is from RefSeq and is a predicted model, not a curated record. The transcript is spliced from 20 exons.
GACACCAACGGUGACCGUGGUGAGAGGAGCACCAGGAAGGGAUGUUGUGUUCUUGCUGGAUGGCUCUGACGGUACUAGAACUGGAUUCCCAGCUAUGCGAGACUUUGUUGAAAGAGUAGUGCAGACACUCAGUGUGGAUGACAACAAAGACCGCGUGUCAGUGGUUCAGUACAGCAGAGACCCAGCUGUCCAGUUCUACCUGAACACGUAUCCAACAAAGAGCCAGAUCCUUGACACCGUCAGAGGUUUGAGGCACAAAGGCGGACGACCGCUCAACACUGGAGCCGCUCUGCAGUACUUGAGGGAUAACGUCUUCACGGCCUCUGCUGGAAGCAGGCGCCUGGACGGCGUUCCACAGCUCCUGAUUCUGCUGAAUGGCGGCAGGUCGUUUGACAGUGUGGAUGCGCCAGCCUCUGCCCUCAAACAGUUGGGCGUGUCCACCUUUGCAAUCGGAACCAGGGGCUCUGAUAGCAGAGAACUGCAGAGGAUAUCUCAGGACCCAAGUCGUGCUCUGGCUGUGUCUGACUUUACUGACCUCCCCGAUGUCCAACAGCAACUGCAGACUUUGGUGGAGUCUGUGGCAACGGACGUCCUCCCAGGAGCACCAACUGCACCUGCUGACACUGCCAAAAGGGACAUUGUAUUCCUCCUGGAUGGUUCUGAUGGCUCAAGGAAUGGCUUCCCUGCCAUGCGCGAGUUUGUUGAGCGAGAGGUGGAGAAACUGAAUGUGGGAGACAACAAGGACCGUGUCUCUGUGGUGCAGUACAGCCGAGACGCGGAGGUCCAUUUCUAUCUGAACACAUACAACACAAAAGAGGAUGUUGUUGAUUCCAUCAGAGGGCUCAGACACAGAGGAGGAAGACCCCUGAACACCGGGGCCGCCCUCCAGUAUGUCAGGGACAACGUCUUUACUAACUCCUCAGGGAGCAGGCGUACGCAAGGUGUUCCACAAAUGUUGAUCCUGCUGACCGGGGGACGGUCCUCUGACAAUGUCGACAGCCCAGCCUCUGCCCUCAAGCAGCAGGGCAUCUUUGUCACGGGCAUUGGCACCAGGGGCUCUGACAGUGGAGAGCUGCAGAAGAUAUCGUAUGAACCGGAGUAUGCUCUGUCAGUGUCGGACUUCAACGACCUCCCCAGUGUCCAGGAACAGCUGUCCACUGUCUUGAGCAAAGUUGUAGUGAGGGCCACGCCCUUGACACCAACGGUGACCGUGGUGAGAGGAGCACCAGGAAGGGAUGUUGUGUUCUUGCUGGAUGGCUCUGACGGUACUAGAACUGGAUUCCCAGCUAUGCGAGACUUUGUUGAAAGAGUAGUGCAGACACUCAGUGUGGAUGACAACAAAGACCGCGUGUCAGUGGUUCAGUACAGCAGAGACCCAGCUGUCCAGUUCUACCUGAACACGUAUCCAACAAAGAGCCAGAUCCUUGACACCGUCAGAGGUUUGAGGCACAAAGGCGGACGACCGCUCAACACUGGAGCCGCUCUGCAGUACUUGAGGGAUAACGUCUUCACGGCCUCUGCUGGAAGCAGGCGCCUGGACGGCGUUCCACAGCUCCUGAUUCUGCUGAAUGGCGGCAGGUCGUUUGACAGUGUGGAUGCGCCAGCCUCUGCCCUCAAACAGUUGGGCGUGUCCACCUUUGCAAUCGGAACCAGGGGCUCUGAUAGCAGAGAACUGCAGAGGAUAUCUCAGGACCCAAGUCGUGCUCUGGCUGUGUCUGACUUUACUGACCUCCCCGAUGUCCAACAGCAACUGCAGACUUUGGUGGAGUCUGUGGCAACGGACGUCCUCCCAGGAGCACCAACUGCACCUGCUGACACUGCCAAAAGGGACAUUGUAUUCCUCCUGGAUGGUUCUGAUGGCUCAAGGAAUGGCUUCCCUGCCAUGCGCGAGUUUGUUGAGCGAGAGGUGGAGAAACUGAAUGUGGGAGACAACAAGGACCGUGUCUCUGUGGUGCAGUACAGCCGAGACGCGGAGGUCCAUUUCUAUCUGAACACAUACAACACAAAAGAGGAUGUUGUUGAUUCCAUCAGAGGGCUCAGACACAGAGGAGGAAGACCCCUGAACACCGGGGCCGCCCUCCAGUAUGUCAGGGACAACGUCUUUACUAACUCCUCAGGGAGCAGGCGUACGCAAGGUGUUCCACAAAUGUUGAUCCUGCUGACCGGGGGACGGUCCUCUGACAAUGUCGACAGCCCAGCCUCUGCCCUCAAGCAGCAGGGCAUCUUUGUCACGGGCAUUGGCACCAGGGGCUCUGACAGUGGAGAGCUGCAGAAGAUAUCGUAUGAACCGGAGUAUGCUCUGUCAGUGUCGGACUUCAACGACCUCCCCAGUGUCCAGGAACAGCUGUCCACUGUCUUGAGCAAAGUUGUAGUGAGGGCCACGCCCUUGACACCAACGGUGACCGUGGUGAGAGGAGCACCAGGAAGGGAUGUUGUGUUCUUGCUGGAUGGCUCUGACGGUACUAGAACUGGAUUCCCAGCUAUGCGAGACUUUGUUGAAAGAGUAGUGCAGACACUCAGUGUGGAUGACAACAAAGACCGCGUGUCAGUGGUUCAGUACAGCAGAGACCCAGCUGUCCAGUUCUACCUGAACACGUAUCCAACAAAGAGCCAGAUCCUUGACACCGUCAGAGGUUUGAGGCACAAAGGCGGACGACCGCUCAACACUGGAGCCGCUCUGCAGUACUUGAGGGAUAACGUCUUCACGGCCUCUGCUGGAAGCAGGCGCCUGGACGGCGUUCCACAGCUCCUGAUUCUGCUGAAUGGCGGCAGGUCGUUUGACAGUGUGGAUGCGCCAGCCUCUGCCCUCAAACAGUUGGGCGUGUCCACCUUUGCAAUCGGAACCAGGGGCUCUGAUAGCAGAGAACUGCAGAGGAUAUCUCAGGACCCAAGUCGUGCUCUGGCUGUGUCUGACUUUACUGACCUCCCCGAUGUCCAACAGCAACUGCAGACUUUGGUGGAGUCUGUGGCAACGGACGUCCUCCCAGGAGCACCAACUGCACCUGCUGACACUGCCAAAAGGGACAUUGUAUUCCUCCUGGAUGGUUCUGAUGGCUCAAGGAAUGGCUUCCCUGCCAUGCGCGAGUUUGUUGAGCGAGAGGUGGAGAAACUGAAUGUGGGAGACAACAAGGACCGUGUCUCUGUGGUGCAGUACAGCCGAGACGCGGAGGUCCAUUUCUAUCUGAACACAUACAACACAAAAGAGGAUGUUGUUGAUUCCAUCAGAGGGCUCAGACACAGAGGAGGAAGACCCCUGAACACCGGGGCCGCCCUCCAGUAUGUCAGGGACAACGUCUUUACUAACUCCUCAGGGAGCAGGCGUACGCAAGGUGUUCCACAAAUGUUGAUCCUGCUGACCGGGGGACGGUCCUCUGACAAUGUCGACAGCCCAGCCUCUGCCCUCAAGCAGCAGGGCAUCUUUGUCACGGGCAUUGGCACCAGGGGCUCUGACAGUGGAGAGCUGCAGAAGAUAUCGUAUGAACCGGAGUAUGCUCUGUCAGUGUCGGACUUCAACGACCUCCCCAGUGUCCAGGAACAGCUGUCCACUGUCUUGAGCAAAGUUGUAGUGAGGGCCACGCCCUUGACACCAACGGUGACCGUGGUGAGAGGAGCACCAGGAAGGGAUGUUGUGUUCUUGCUGGAUGGCUCUGACGGUACUAGAACUGGAUUCCCAGCUAUGCGAGACUUUGUUGAAAGAGUAGUGCAGACACUCAGUGUGGAUGACAACAAAGACCGCGUGUCAGUGGUUCAGUACAGCAGAGACCCAGCUGUCCAGUUCUACCUGAACACGUAUCCAACAAAGAGCCAGAUCCUUGACACCGUCAGAGGUUUGAGGCACAAAGGCGGACGACCGCUCAACACUGGAGCCGCUCUGCAGUACUUGAGGGAUAACGUCUUCACGGCCUCUGCUGGAAGCAGGCGCCUGGACGGCGUUCCACAGCUCCUGAUUCUGCUGAAUGGCGGCAGGUCGUUUGACAGUGUGGAUGCGCCAGCCUCUGCCCUCAAACAGUUGGGCGUGUCCACCUUUGCAAUCGGAACCAGGGGCUCUGAUAGCAGAGAACUGCAGAGGAUAUCUCAGGACCCAAGUCGUGCUCUGGCUGUGUCUGACUUUACUGACCUCCCCGAUGUCCAACAGCAACUGCAGACUUUGGUGGAGUCUGUGGCAACGGACGUCCUCCCAGGAGCACCAACUGCACCUGCUGACACUGCCAAAAGGGACAUUGUAUUCCUCCUGGAUGGUUCUGAUGGCUCAAGGAAUGGCUUCCCUGCCAUGCGCGAGUUUGUUGAGCGAGAGGUGGAGAAACUGAAUGUGGGAGACAACAAGGACCGUGUCUCUGUGGUGCAGUACAGCCGAGACGCGGAGGUCCAUUUCUAUCUGAACACAUACAACACAAAAGAGGAUGUUGUUGAUUCCAUCAGAGGGCUCAGACACAGAGGAGGAAGACCCCUGAACACCGGGGCCGCCCUCCAGUAUGUCAGGGACAACGUCUUUACUAACUCCUCAGGGAGCAGGCGUACGCAAGGUGUUCCACAAAUGUUGAUCCUGCUGACCGGGGGACGGUCCUCUGACAAUGUCGACAGCCCAGCCUCUGCCCUCAAGCAGCAGGGCAUCUUUGUCACGGGCAUUGGCACCAGGGGCUCUGACAGUGGAGAGCUGCAGAAGAUAUCGUAUGAACCGGAGUAUGCUCUGUCAGUGUCGGACUUCAACGACCUCCCCAGUGUCCAGGAACAGCUGUCCACUGUCUUGAGCAAAGUUGUAGUGAGGGCCACGCCCUUGACACCAACGGUGACCGUGGUGAGAGGAGCACCAGGAAGGGAUGUUGUGUUCUUGCUGGAUGGCUCUGACGGUACUAGAACUGGAUUCCCAGCUAUGCGAGACUUUGUUGAAAGAGUAGUGCAGACACUCAGUGUGGAUGACAACAAAGACCGCGUGUCAGUGGUUCAGUACAGCAGAGACCCAGCUGUCCAGUUCUACCUGAACACGUAUCCAACAAAGAGCCAGAUCCUUGACACCGUCAGAGGUUUGAGGCACAAAGGCGGACGACCGCUCAACACUGGAGCCGCUCUGCAGUACUUGAGGGAUAACGUCUUCACGGCCUCUGCUGGAAGCAGGCGCCUGGACGGCGUUCCACAGCUCCUGAUUCUGCUGAAUGGCGGCAGGUCGUUUGACAGUGUGGAUGCGCCAGCCUCUGCCCUCAAACAGUUGGGCGUGUCCACCUUUGCAAUCGGAACCAGGGGCUCUGAUAGCAGAGAACUGCAGAGGAUAUCUCAGGACCCAAGUCGUGCUCUGGCUGUGUCUGACUUUACUGACCUCCCCGAUGUCCAACAGCAACUGCAGACUUUGGUGGAGUCUGUGGCAACGGACGUCCUCCCAGGAGCACCAACUGCACCUGCUGACACUGCCAAAAGGGACAUUGUAUUCCUUCUGGAUGGUUCUGAUGGCUCAAGGAAUGGCUUCCCUGCCAUGCGCGAGUUUGUUGAGCGAGAGGUGGAGAAACUGAAUGUGGGAGACAACAAGGACCGUGUCUCUGUGGUGCAGUACAGCCGAGACGCGGAGGUCCAUUUCUAUCUGAACACAUACAACACAAAAGAGGAUGUUGUUGAUUCCAUCAGAGGGCUCAGACACAGAGGAGGAAGACCCCUGAACACCGGGGCCGCCCUCCAGUAUGUCAGGGACAACGUCUUUACUAACUCCUCAGGGAGCAGGCGUACGCAAGGUGUUCCACAAAUGUUGAUCCUGCUGACCGGGGGACGGUCCUCUGACAAUGUCGACAGCCCAGCCUCUGCCCUCAAGCAGCAGGGCAUCUUUGUCACGGGCAUUGGCACCAGGGGCUCUGACAGUGGAGAGCUGCAGAAGAUAUCGUAUGAACCGGAGUAUGCUCUGUCAGUGUCGGACUUCAACGACCUCCCCAGUGUCCAGGAACAGCUGUCCACUGUCUUGAGCAAAGUUGUAGUGAGGGCCACGCCCUUGACACCAACGGUGACCGUGGUGAGAGGAGCACCAGGAAGGGAUGUUGUGUUCUUGCUGGAUGGCUCUGACGGUACUAGAACUGGAUUCCCAGCUAUGCGAGACUUUGUUGAAAGAGUAGUGCAGACACUCAGUGUGGAUGACAACAAAGACCGCGUGUCAGUGGUUCAGUACAGCAGAGACCCAGCUGUCCAGUUCUACCUGAACACGUAUCCAACAAAGAGCCAGAUCCUUGACACCGUCAGAGGUUUGAGGCACAAAGGCGGACGACCGCUCAACACUGGAGCCGCUCUGCAGUACUUGAGGGAUAACGUCUUCACGGCCUCUGCUGGAAGCAGGCGCCUGGACGGCGUUCCACAGCUCCUGAUUCUGCUGAAUGGCGGCAGGUCGUUUGACAGUGUGGAUGCGCCAGCCUCUGCCCUCAAACAGUUGGGCGUGUCCACCUUUGCAAUCGGAACCAGGGGCUCUGAUAGCAGAGAACUGCAGAGGAUAUCUCAGGACCCAAGUCGUGCUCUGGCUGUGUCUGACUUUACUGACCUCCCCGAUGUCCAACAGCAACUGCAGACUUUGGUGGAGUCUGUGGCAACGGACGUCCUCCCAGGAGCACCAACUGCACCUGCUGACACUGCCAAAAGGGACAUUGUAUUCCUCCUGGAUGGUUCUGAUGGCUCAAGGAAUGGCUUCCCUGCCAUGCGCGAGUUUGUUGAGCGAGAGGUGGAGAAACUGAAUGUGGGAGACAACAAGGACCGUGUCUCUGUGGUGCAGUACAGCCGAGACGCGGAGGUCCAUUUCUAUCUGAACACAUACAACACAAAAGAGGAUGUUGUUGAUUCCAUCAGAGGGCUCAGACACAGAGGAGGAAGACCCCUGAACACCGGGGCCGCCCUCCAGUAUGUCAGGGACAACGUCUUUACUAACUCCUCAGGGAGCAGGCGUACGCAAGGUGUUCCACAAAUGUUGAUCCUGCUGACCGGGGGACGGUCCUCUGACAAUGUCGACAGCCCAGCCUCUGCCCUCAAGCAGCAGGGCAUCUUUGUCACGGGCAUUGGCACCAGGGGCUCUGACAGUGGAGAGCUGCAGAAGAUAUCGUAUGAACCGGAGUAUGCUCUGUCAGUGUCGGACUUCAACGACCUCCCCAGUGUCCAGGAACAGCUGUCCACUGUCUUGAGCAAAGUUGUAGUGAGGGCCACGCCCUUGACACCAACGGUGACCGUGGUGAGAGGAGCACCAGGAAGGGAUGUUGUGUUCUUGCUGGAUGGCUCUGACGGUACUAGAACUGGAUUCCCAGCUAUGCGAGACUUUGUUGAAAGAGUAGUGCAGACACUCAGUGUGGAUGACAACAAAGACCGCGUGUCAGUGGUUCAGUACAGCAGAGACCCAGCUGUCCAGUUCUACCUGAACACGUAUCCAACAAAGAGCCAGAUCCUUGACACCGUCAGAGGUUUGAGGCACAAAGGCGGACGACCGCUCAACACUGGAGCCGCUCUGCAGUACUUGAGGGAUAACGUCUUCACGGCCUCUGCUGGAAGCAGGCGCCUGGACGGCGUUCCACAGCUCCUGAUUCUGCUGAAUGGCGGCAGGUCGUUUGACAGUGUGGAUGCGCCAGCCUCUGCCCUCAAACAGUUGGGCGUGUCCACCUUUGCAAUCGGAACCAGGGGCUCUGAUAGCAGAGAACUGCAGAGGAUAUCUCAGGACCCAAGUCGUGCUCUGGCUGUGUCUGACUUUACUGACCUCCCCGAUGUCCAACAGCAACUGCAGACUUUGGUGGAGUCUGUGGCAACGGACGUCCUCCCAGGAGCACCAACUGCACCUGCUGACACUGCCAAAAGGGACAUUGUAUUCCUCCUGGAUGGUUCUGAUGGCUCAAGGAAUGGCUUCCCUGCCAUGCGCGAGUUUGUUGAGCGAGAGGUGGAGAAACUGAAUGUGGGAGACAACAAGGACCGUGUCUCUGUGGUGCAGUACAGCCGAGACGCGGAGGUCCAUUUCUAUCUGAACACAUACAACACAAAAGAGGAUGUUGUUGAUUCCAUCAGAGGGCUCAGACACAGAGGAGGAAGACCCCUGAACACCGGGGCCGCCCUCCAGUAUGUCAGGGACAACGUCUUUACUAACUCCUCAGGGAGCAGGCGUACGCAAGGUGUUCCACAAAUGUUGAUCCUGCUGACCGGGGGACGGUCCUCUGACAAUGUCGACAGCCCAGCCUCUGCCCUCAAGCAGCAGGGCAUCUUUGUCACGGGCAUUGGCACCAGGGGCUCUGACAGUGGAGAGCUGCAGAAGAUAUCGUAUGAACCGGAGUAUGCUCUGUCAGUGUCGGACUUCAACGACCUCCCCAGUGUCCAGGAACAGCUGUCCACUGUCUUGAGCAAAGUUGUAGUGAGGGCCACGCCCUUGACACCAACGGUGACCGUGGUGAGAGGAGCACCAGGAAGGGAUGUUGUGUUCUUGCUGGAUGGCUCUGACGGUACUAGAACUGGAUUCCCAGCUAUGCGAGACUUUGUUGAAAGAGUAGUGCAGACACUCAGUGUGGAUGACAACAAAGACCGCGUGUCAGUGGUUCAGUACAGCAGAGACCCAGCUGUCCAGUUCUACCUGAACACGUAUCCAACAAAGAGCCAGAUCCUUGACACCGUCAGAGGUUUGAGGCACAAAGGCGGACGACCGCUCAACACUGGAGCCGCUCUGCAGUACUUGAGGGAUAACGUCUUCACGGCCUCUGCUGGAAGCAGGCGCCUGGACGGCGUUCCACAGCUCCUGAUUCUGCUGAAUGGCGGCAGGUCGUUUGACAGUGUGGAUGCGCCAGCCUCUGCCCUCAAACAGUUGGGCGUGUCCACCUUUGCAAUCGGAACCAGGGGCUCUGAUAGCAGAGAACUGCAGAGGAUAUCUCAGGACCCAAGUCGUGCUCUGGCUGUGUCUGACUUUACUGACCUCCCCGAUGUCCAACAGCAACUGCAGACUUUGGUGGAGUCUGUGGCAACGGACGUCCUCCCAGGAGCACCAACUGCACCUGCUGACACUGCCAAAAGGGACAUUGUAUUCCUCCUGGAUGGUUCUGAUGGCUCAAGGAAUGGCUUCCCUGCCAUGCGCGAGUUUGUUGAGCGAGAGGUGGAGAAACUGAAUGUGGGAGACAACAAGGACCGUGUCUCUGUGGUGCAGUACAGCCGAGACGCGGAGGUCCAUUUCUAUCUGAACACAUACAACACAAAAGAGGAUGUUGUUGAUUCCAUCAGAGGGCUCAGACACAGAGGAGGAAGACCCCUGAACACCGGGGCCGCCCUCCAGUAUGUCAGGGACAACGUCUUUACUAACUCCUCAGGGAGCAGGCGUACGCAAGGUGUUCCACAAAUGUUGAUCCUGCUGACCGGGGGACGGUCCUCUGACAAUGUCGACAGCCCAGCCUCUGCCCUCAAGCAGCAGGGCAUCUUUGUCACGGGCAUUGGCACCAGGGGCUCUGACAGUGGAGAGCUGCAGAAGAUAUCGUAUGAACCGGAGUAUGCUCUGUCAGUGUCGGACUUCAACGACCUCCCCAGUGUCCAGGAACAGCUGUCCACUGUCUUGAGCAAAGUUGUAGUGAGGGCCACGCCCUUGACACCAACGGUGACCGUGGUGAGAGGAGCACCAGGAAGGGAUGUUGUGUUCUUGCUGGAUGGCUCUGACGGUACUAGAACUGGAUUCCCAGCUAUGCGAGACUUUGUUGAAAGAGUAGUGCAGACACUCAGUGUGGAUGACAACAAAGACCGCGUGUCAGUGGUUCAGUACAGCAGAGACCCAGCUGUCCAGUUCUACCUGAACACGUAUCCAACAAAGAGCCAGAUCCUUGACACCGUCAGAGGUUUGAGGCACAAAGGCGGACGACCGCUCAACACUGGAGCCGCUCUGCAGUACUUGAGGGAUAACGUCUUCACGGCCUCUGCUGGAAGCAGGCGCCUGGACGGCGUUCCACAGCUCCUGAUUCUGCUGAAUGGCGGCAGGUCGUUUGACAGUGUGGAUGCGCCAGCCUCUGCCCUCAAACAGUUGGGCGUGUCCACCUUUGCAAUCGGAACCAGGGGCUCUGAUAGCAGAGAACUGCAGAGGAUAUCUCAGGACCCAAGUCGUGCUCUGGCUGUGUCUGACUUUACUGACCUCCCCGAUGUCCAACAGCAACUGCAGACUUUGGUGGAGUCUGUGGCAACGGACGUCCUCCCAGGAGCACCAACUGCACCUGCUGACACUGCCAAAAGGGACAUUGUAUUCCUCCUGGAUGGUUCUGAUGGCUCAAGGAAUGGCUUCCCUGCCAUGCGCGAGUUUGUUGAGCGAGAGGUGGAGAAACUGAAUGUGGGAGACAACAAGGACCGUGUCUCUGUGGUGCAGUACAGCCGAGACGCGGAGGUCCAUUUCUAUCUGAACACAUACAACACAAAAGAGGAUGUUGUUGAUUCCAUCAGAGGGCUCAGACACAGAGGAGGAAGACCCCUGAACACCGGGGCCGCCCUCCAGUAUGUCAGGGACAACGUCUUUACUAACUCCUCAGGGAGCAGGCGUACGCAAGGUGUUCCACAAAUGUUGAUCCUGCUGACCGGGGGACGGUCCUCUGACAAUGUCGACAGCCCAGCCUCUGCCCUCAAGCAGCAGGGCAUCUUUGUCACGGGCAUUGGCACCAGGGGCUCUGACAGUGGAGAGCUGCAGAAGAUAUCGUAUGAACCGGAGUAUGCUCUGUCAGUGUCGGACUUCAACGACCUCCCCAGUGUCCAGGAACAGCUGUCCACUGUCUUGAGCAAAGUUGUAGUGAGGGCCACGCCCUUGACACCAACGGUGACCGUGGUGAGAGGAGCACCAGGAAGGGAUGUUGUGUUCUUGCUGGAUGGCUCUGACGGUACUAGAACUGGAUUCCCAGCUAUGCGAGACUUUGUUGAAAGAGUAGUGCAGACACUCAGUGUGGAUGACAACAAAGACCGCGUGUCAGUGGUUCAGUACAGCAGAGACCCAGCUGUCCAGUUCUACCUGAACACGUAUCCAACAAAGAGCCAGAUCCUUGACACCGUCAGAGGUUUGAGGCACAAAGGCGGACGACCGCUCAACACUGGAGCCGCUCUGCAGUACUUGAGGGAUAACGUCUUCACGGCCUCUGCUGGAAGCAGGCGCCUGGACGGCGUUCCACAGCUCCUGAUUCUGCUGAAUGGCGGCAGGUCGUUUGACAGUGUGGAUGCGCCAGCCUCUGCCCUCAAACAGUUGGGCGUGUCCACCUUUGCAAUCGGAACCAGGGGCUCUGAUAGCAGAGAACUGCAGAGGAUAUCUCAGGACCCAAGUCGUGCUCUGGCUGUGUCUGACUUUACUGACCUCCCCGAUGUCCAACAGCAACUGCAGACUUUGGUGGAGUCUGUGGCAACGGACGUCCUCCCAGGAGCACCAACUGCACCUGGUAUGUUGUCAAGCACGGCUGAUGGCCGGCCCGAGGGGCUUGCACGAUGUAGUCUUGAGCGGAGUUGCGAAGACGAGUCAGAGUAGCACACCUGCGUAGCUUCGUAGGUGCGACAUGAGAGGUCGCAGUAGCUGCCAGACUGACACUUUAGAAUAGCAUAAGCAGGUUGAGUUUAGACUUCACCAUUUCUGCCUAUGCAGUUAGGCCGCGAGCGUGCUGUU